Molecule: messenger RNA, 642 nt
Organism: Ramularia collo-cygni
Lineage: Eukaryota; Fungi; Ascomycota; Dothideomycetes; Mycosphaerellales; Mycosphaerellaceae
Exons: 2
Coding region: 1-642 (213 amino acids)
Biological process (GO): meiotic joint molecule formation; homologous chromosome pairing at meiosis; meiotic strand invasion involved in reciprocal meiotic recombination
Cellular component (GO): condensed nuclear chromosome; DNA recombinase auxiliary factor complex
Molecular function (GO): double-stranded DNA binding; recombinase activator activity
Source: RefSeq, a predicted model, not a curated record
AUGGCGCCAGCCAAGAAAGAGGCCGAGACCAAAGUCAAGCUCACACCAGAACAAGGCGCCGCAGCCAUCCUGCAAUACCUUCGCAAGGAGAAUCGACCAUACAGCGCUACCGACAUCAGCUCCAAUCUCCACAAUGCAGUCACCAAGACGGCCGCUGCGAAGUUACUCAAAGACAUGCACGAGCGUCAGGAGAUUGAAGGACGCGCCUCUGGGAAGCAAAUUGUCUACCAUAUCAUCCAAGAAGAARCUCCCGAAGAUUUCCUCGAAAAGCUCGCCGAGCAAGAUCGUGAGAUUGAACGUCUUCGAAACGAGACCGUCGCUCUCAAAUCCGAAGAAAAGGAACUGCGAGUUUCGCUGCGUGAAAGUGCCGUGCAGAUCCCGCUUCCGGAACUCAAAGCAAGCGUGCAGAAGAUGAUGAAGCAGAAGACGGAGAUGUAUGAGAGACUGGUCAAGUUGCGAGGUGGCAGUGUGAAGCCUGUUAGUAAGGCGGAAAAGGACAAGACGGAGCGGGAGUGGAGGCGGUUGCAGAAGAUUGCGAAGAAUAGGAAGAAGAUUCGUAUGGAGUUGUGGAAGGAGAUUCAGGGGGUUACGGCUAAGGAGCAGUGGGAUGAGAUCAAGGAGAAGCUUGAUUUGGAGCUUUGA